AUGUCGAGUUACGCAGAAGCAGCGAGCGAGGCGGCGGCUAAUGGAGAUAAGGGCGAGAUCGUUGUUGUGCCGCUCGAGGAUCAGGGGAACGUCCUUGGAGAGGAGAUCGUCGGGGCCGAGUCGGUGGGGGAGGAUGGUGGAGACUGGAGAGGUCCUGGGGCGAUCCCUUUUGUAGCUCUGUCUCACAUGCCUUCUCUCUGCAACGACGACGAGGAGGAGGCCUCCAUUUCAGCGACAGAGGAGCUCUGA
This is a messenger RNA of Linum tenue, 249 nucleotides long. NCBI's taxonomy places the organism in Eukaryota, Viridiplantae, Streptophyta, Magnoliopsida, Malpighiales, Linaceae. The record is from the annotation of a GenBank genome assembly.